Messenger RNA from Lingula anatina, 1100 nucleotides. RefSeq lists its product as uncharacterized. Lineage: Eukaryota; Metazoa; Brachiopoda; Lingulata; Lingulida; Lingulidae. Gene Ontology annotation, biological process: cell-cell junction maintenance; homophilic cell-cell adhesion. Gene Ontology annotation, cellular component: plasma membrane; extracellular region. Gene Ontology annotation, molecular function: calcium ion binding; chitin binding. The record is from RefSeq and is a predicted model, not a curated record.
ACCACUCUUCCUACUUUAAGAAUUGACGGGCUAGUACAGAGCAUAACCAAAAGCAACACAAGAUUGACGCUUAACAACGACACCGUCAUUGUAGAUAUUGCUAAGGUCAGGAACAACGCCACUGGUGCCGUGAUGAUGAUUGCAAUCCAGUAUGACACCGGUUGUCCUGGUCAGUGUAAUGGUAAAGGGAGGUGUGUGAACAGCACUUGUCAAUGUAACGACGGCUGGACUGGAACUGACUGCUCUAUAGGUUCCUGUGGUGCCUGCGUCAAUGGUGUGUGUGACAGCGGUUUCUGUGUGUGUACUGUGGGCUGGGAAGGGACAGCCUGUGACCAGAAAGCCACGUGUCUGUAUGUGAAUAACUGCACUGACGAGGACCACGGUGUGUGUUACAAGACCAACAGGUGUCGCUGUCUACCAGGAUUUGUGGGUAGUGACUGUAGCAUCGUUGCAACUUGUUUCAACGUGUCUGACUGCUCCGGGCACGGGGUCUGCGUGGACUUUGACGUAUGCAAAUGUGACAGCGGAUGGGCGGGGCCAAAUUGCACAGAGUUUUCUUGUGAACGUCUGGCAGCGUGCUCAGGCCACGGUCAGUGUAAAGGAUACGACGUAUGCAGUUGUGACAAUGGUUGGCAAGGUGACAGCUGCGCUCUGCCAGACUGUUCUUCAAAUAAUGACUGCUCCCUACACGGGGUGUGUACGUCACCUCACACGUGCACGUGUUAUGACGGUUACCAUGGUGAAAACUGCACCGCAAUGAAGAAUUGCACAUCGUUAAAUGGCUGUAAUAACCACGGUGUAUGCGCUGCCUUUGAAGGGAAUAAUACGGCUGUUAUGUGCAGGUGUUUUGAAGGCUACCGUGGCGACACGUGUGACACCGUCUGAUGUUCUGCCGUAAACAACUGUUCAGGACACGGUGCGUGUUUGGAGCCCAACCUCUGUAACUGUGACCCAGGCUUCGGGGGAAAUGACUGCUCUAAUUUCUCAUGUGAAGCUCUUGGAUACUGCUCUGGCAAUGGACUUUGUGUAUCUUUGGACACGUGCUUGUGUUCUCCCGGCUGGCUGGGUGAACGCUGUGACGAGCCCGUCUGCAGUGAUGU